Periophthalmus magnuspinnatus is the source of this 2899-nucleotide messenger RNA. It is a transcript of the gene atl2, whose product is annotated as atlastin GTPase 2. Bases 21 to 1856 code for a protein of 611 amino acids. The record is from RefSeq and is a predicted model, not a curated record. Gene Ontology annotation, biological process: protein homooligomerization; endoplasmic reticulum organization. NCBI's taxonomy places the organism in Eukaryota, Metazoa, Chordata, Actinopteri, Gobiiformes, Gobiidae. The transcript is spliced from 13 exons. Gene Ontology annotation, molecular function: GTPase activity; GTP binding.
CACUAGAGCAGAAGACAAAGAUGGCGGAGGUGCGCGGGCUGAGGAGCAGAAAUCACUUCGAGUCCAACUGUAAAUCCCGAGUCCCCGGCGAAGGACGGAAGGGAGUACAGGAUGUCCCCGUCCACGCCAAACGGAGGCCGCCUCUCGCCAAACCCGAAGACCUGGAGGACGACUUUCUCCCAAAGACCAAGACUGUAAUUCCGGACUUUGAUGAAGAUGAUCUCGCCUCACCAGAAGAAGAAGCCCAAGAAGAACAGGUCGCAGAGGAAGAGUCGGCGCGGCCCAUCCAGAUCGUCCUGGCCAAUGAGGACGAGCACAGUUUUGAGCUGGACGCGGCGGCGCUGGAGAAGAUUCUGCUGCAGGACGAGGUGAAGGACCUGAACGUGGUGGUGGUGUCUGUGGCCGGAGCGUUUCGAAAGGGCAAGUCCUUCCUGCUGGACUUCAUGCUGCGCUACAUGCACACUCAGCAGGGGGAGCCGUGGAUGGGCGGAGACGACGAGCCGCUGACGGGCUUCACUUGGCGAGGAGGCUGCGAGAGAGAAACCACAGGAAUCCAAGUGUGGAGCGAGGUCUUUGUGGUGCAGAAACCAGAUGGGAGCAAGGUGGCCGUGCUGCUCGUGGACACACAGGGAGCGUUUGACAGUCAGUCGACCAUCAAAGACUGCGCCACGGUGUUCGCCCUCAGCACGAUGACCAGCUCUGUCCAGGUUUAUAAUCUCUCCCAGAACAUUCAGGAAGACGACCUGCAGCACCUCCAGCUGUUUACAGAGUACGGACGACUGGCGAUGGAAGAGAUCUACUCCAAACCUUUUCAAUCCCUGAUGUUCCUCAUCCGUGACUGGAGUUAUCCUUAUGAACACGACUACGGGCUUCAAGGAGGAAACACUUUCCUGGAGAGACGACUUCAGGUGAAGCAGAACCAACACGAGGAACUGCAGAACGUGAGGAAGCACAUCCACUCCUGCUUCUCCAACAUCGGCUGCUUCCUGCUGCCGCACCCGGGCCUGAAAGUCGCCACCAACCCCUAUUUCGACGGCCGGCUCAAAGAUAUCGAUGACGACUUUAAGAGGGCGCUGUACGAGCUCGUGCCGCUUCUUUUGGCCCCGGAAAAUCUGGUGGAAAAGGAAAUCGGAGGAAGUAAAGUGACGUGCAGAGACCUGGUGGAGUAUUUUAAGGCGUACAUCAAGAUCUACCAAGGCGAGGAGCUGCCCCACCCCAAGUCCAUGCUGCAGGCGACCGCCGAAGCUAACAACCUGACGGCAGUAGCGGGCGCCAAAGAUUUGUACAGCAAAAGUAUGGAGCAGAUCUGCGGAGGAGACAAGCCGUACGUCGCUCCCGCCGACCUGGAACGCUGCCACGAGGAAUUCCGUGACCACUCCGUGCGUUUCUUCCGCUCGGUGAAGAAAAUGGGCGGCGACGAGUUCUGUCAGAAGUACCAGAGCCAGCUGGAGGGCGAGCUGGACGAGGCCUACGUCAACUUCUCCAAACACAACGACGGGAAGAACAUCUUCUACGCGGCCCGCACGCCCGCCACGCUCUUCGCCGUCAUGUUCGUCACCUACGUCGUGUCCGGGGUCACGGGCUUCAUCGGUUUGAGCACGUUGGCGUCCUUGGCGAAUAUGAUCAUGGGGCUGGCGCUGCUGGCUCUGUGCGCGUGGGCGUAUGUGAAGUAUUCUGGAGAGUAUCGAGAGGUCGGCACGUUGAUAGACCAGGUCGCCGAGACGCUGUGGGAACAGGUUUUGAAGCCGUUGAGUGAACAGUACAUGGAAGAUAACGUCCGACAGACAGUGGUGAACUCCCUCAAAGCCAGUUUGACAGAAUCCAGCUCACAUCAUACGAAGCAAAAGACUCACUGACUCGUCCUCUCCCCUCUGCAACUGAAACUGAACUGUCAAUCACCAAAGCCCACCUCCUGUUUGCACAUCUCUGUGCUGCCGUCUGAUUCGCUAUAGAGAUUGCCGAAUGUCGCCCCCUAGUGCCUGUGAGCACAAAGUGCAUGUUCUCAAAGGACUUGUCAGCUGCCAAACUGAAGCGCUGUCACCGUGUGUCCACUGUGCCAUGCAGAAGGAUGUAGUACCUGUCCACGUGCGCCCCCUACAGGCCAACGCCACUUCAGGGAUCAAGCUGCUGAGAACAUCCUGGUGCAGUCACAGAUCAGUUCAUUUUCUUAUUGAAUCUUUUUUAAAGGUUCAUAUUUGGCACAAAAAUUGGCUAAAACUAUGCAUUUUUCAGUCUAAUUGUUCUUCGUGGAAUAUAAACUGAUCACAUCUGCAUCGUGGUGUUGAAGUGUUUAAUCAAACCCUGCUCUGUCUCUGUGGAGACUAACGAUGCUGUGGAAGCCUCUGGUUUUAUUAUAGUCGAGUCUUUUUUGUGGAUCUUUUGUAGUCGCCAGUUUUCAGUUUUGUGCAUGAAGUAGAGCUGCUGCUCUGUGGCUUUAGACAUAACUGUUCUAAUUCCAUUGCCUUGUUCAAAGCUACUGUAUUCCAAAGCAUCACACUUCCUCGGUUCAUGUUUUCUGUCGAGAUUUUCAUGUUAAACACUUUUACUUUUCAUAUCAACGUACAAUCAAUGCUUUUUAUGUAAAUCCAAAGUUUUCAGGAAAUGGUCUGGAGCCACAGUCACAGACGUGUCUCUACAGUCGGGCUCUUAAACUGGGCCUGUGUGUAAUAUUCAAAUAAGCUGUACAUGUUUAUCACUGAGGCGGUUUGUUGAUCUACUUAACAGUUUAUUACAUGGUAAGUUGCAGCUGUAGUUUACAUUUGAUCCCAUUGUUAUGAUGGACAGUAGAUGAGCUGUUGUGAUUUUGACAGGAGUCUCGUUAUGAGCAGGAUGACGAUUGUGUGUCUGCCUUUUAAAUGUGUAUGCUAAUUUAUUUUUGAAUAAAAUGUUUAAAAAAGAA